This is a messenger RNA of Spea bombifrons (plains spadefoot toad), 717 nucleotides long. It is a transcript of the gene LMNTD2, whose product is annotated as lamin tail domain containing 2. NCBI's taxonomy places the organism in Eukaryota, Metazoa, Chordata, Amphibia, Anura, Pelobatidae. Gene Ontology annotation, cellular component: cytoplasm; nuclear envelope. The record is from RefSeq and is a predicted model, not a curated record. The coding region runs from base 73 to 687 and encodes 204 amino acids. The transcript has 6 exons.
AAGAUUGUUGAGGUAAACGUAUUAGGUCACUUCAUCCGGAUCUUCAACUCUUCUCCUCAUCAAUGCGUGGACAUGAGUGGUUUCAUUUUAUGGCAGCUUGAGGGAAACUACCCUGUCUCCAUAUACCGGUUUCCGUUCAAUGUAUUUCUCCCUGCUCAACAGCACAUUACGGUUUGGGCUUCUGCAGCAAAGGUUUCCCACAACCCCCCAACUGACUUGGUAUGGAAAGGACGGGUAUAUUUCAGAAGCAACCCACAAUGUGUUACAGUUCUAUCGCGCCCAAAUGGCCAGCCUGUAGCUUCAUACACAGCUGUUGAAAUAUUUUCUCCAUCCACUGCAAACAACCGGUAUACGGCUACAUGCCAGAGCCCUAUACCCCUCUAUGACACUAAGGUCUCAGAGACAGCACCCCCCAGGACCCAAUGCAUGUCAACCAUUCUAGAUCUAAGCUGUAAGAGACUACCAACUGUGCCUUACCACCCAGGAGUCAAACAGAGAUCCCCACCGACCCCAAGAACACCUCCAGGUUGGACACAUCUACGUUCCCGAUCAACAUUUGUUACCUGCUACCCAUCUAGGCUGAAUACAAACAGUCCAUUUGUGAGACUUGUGGCGCAGACAUCCGUUCGGUCGAAGCACGGCUUUAAAUUUCUCAGUCAUGUUCCUUUCACGUGUGAUCUCUUUUGACGGUACCUGCUGAGUGACAUCUGCCAUCCU